CAGAGUAAGAAACUGAUGGCUGAUCACGGGGUCACAGUCCAGAAAUUCUUUGUGGCUGACACUGCAAAUAAUGCUCUUGAGGCUGCUAAGAGACUAAAGACUACAGAAACCACGCUGAAGGCUCAAAUCUUGGCUGGAAGAAGAGGAAAAUAUGUUUCCAGCAGUGGACUGAAAGGAGGUGUGCAUCUAACCAGGGACCCUAAAGUGGUAGGGCAGUUUGCUGAACAGAUGAUUGGAUACAACCUCACAACUAAGCAAACAACGAAGGGUGGUGUUAAAGUAAAAAAGGUUAUGGUGACAGAAGCAGUAAACAUUUCAAGAGAAACUUGUUUUGCAAUAUUAAUGGAUCGAGCUUGCAAUGGGCCUGUUCUGGUUGGAAGCCGAGAAGGUGGAGUUGAUAUAGGAGUGACAGAUAAAAGCCUGGAGCUCAUCUUUAAGGAGGAAAUCAAUACUUUUGAAGGGGUAAAGGAUACUCAAGCACUACAGUUGGCAGAAAAUUUAGGAUUCAAGAAGCCUCUGCAACAGCAGGCUGCAGAUCAAAUUAAGAAGCUGUCAAUUUUCCUGAAAAUUGAUGCCACUCAAGUUAAAGUGAAUCCCUUUGGCGAAACUCCAGAUGGACAAGUUGUGUGCUUUGAUGCCAAGAUAAACUUUGAUGACAAUGCUGAGUUCAGGCAAAAAGACGUAUUUGCCCUGGAUGACAAAUCUGAGAAUGAGCCUAUAGAAAAUGAAGCUGCUAACUAUGACUUAAAGUACAUAGGCCUAGAUGGAAACACUGCCUGUUUUGUCAAUGGUGCUGGGCUUGCUAUGGCAGCCUGUGAUAUAAUUUCCCUUAAUGGUGGAAAGCUUGCCAAUUUUCUGGAUCUUGGUGGAGGUGUGAAAGAAGCACAAGUGUAUCAAGCAUUCAAGUUGCUCACUGCUGAUCCUAAGGUCCCCCAUAUCCAUCAUCUGAAGGUCUCCUACUCCCUCAAAGGACCCUGCCAUUGCUACGCCAUAUGCUUGGAGCUGCCUCCCAGUAGACCCACAUGA
Molecule: messenger RNA, 1026 nt
Organism: Rhineura floridana
Lineage: Eukaryota; Metazoa; Chordata; Lepidosauria; Squamata; Rhineuridae
Product: succinate--CoA ligase [GDP-forming] subunit beta, mitochondrial-like
Exons: 1
Coding region: 16-1026 (336 amino acids)
Biological process (GO): succinyl-CoA metabolic process; tricarboxylic acid cycle
Cellular component (GO): succinate-CoA ligase complex; mitochondrion
Molecular function (GO): ATP binding; succinate-CoA ligase (GDP-forming) activity
Source: RefSeq, a predicted model, not a curated record